Messenger RNA from Erpetoichthys calabaricus (reedfish), 2198 nucleotides. It is a transcript of the gene pdcd4b, whose product is annotated as programmed cell death 4b. The record is from RefSeq and is a predicted model, not a curated record. The coding region runs from base 165 to 1562 and encodes 465 amino acids. Gene Ontology annotation, biological process: negative regulation of DNA-templated transcription. Gene Ontology annotation, cellular component: nucleus; cytosol. NCBI's taxonomy places the organism in Eukaryota, Metazoa, Chordata, Cladistia, Polypteriformes, Polypteridae. The transcript has 12 exons.
CCCAGUCAAUUAUUCCCCAAUAACACGAUCUACGUCAUCAGAUUCUGUUGCUGGGUAGAAAAAAAAACAAAAUAAGUUGAAGUUAAAGUUGGGACAGAGUCGGUCAGUGCGGCACUUGGUGAACGUGUGCAGCUAACAUACUUUUUACACGGUAUACAUAAAUAAUGGCAACGGAAUGUGAGGUAUGGCUUAACGCAAACCCACUAGAAGAAAACCAGUGCGACUCACUUUCUGGAGAAGAGGAGACAACUAAGAAUAAUAAUGAGAUUAAUGGGAAUUGGAUAACUGCUACUCCUCCAACCAUCCAUGAAGCACGGGUAAAAGCUAAAGCAAAAAGGCGCCUAAGGAAGAAUUCUUCAAGGGACUCUGGGAAAGGAGACUCUUUGAGUGAAAAUGGAGAGAAUAUCAGGGGUCCAAUUAUUACUCCAACCAGUCCAAAGGGAAAGCUGCUGGACAGAAAAUCCCGAACAGGAAAGGGAAGAGGAUUACCAAAGAAAGGUGGUGCUGGGGGAAAAGGAGUUUGGGGACCUCCUGGUGAGGUUUAUGAUGUUGAAGAGCUGGAUGUUAAAGACCCAAAUUAUGAAGAGGACCAGGAGAAUUGUGUGUAUGAAACAGUGGUUUUACCCCUGGAUGAAGGAGAUUUUGAAAAGACUGUGACCCCUAUUGUCCAGGAAUACUUUGAACAUGGUGACACUUACGAAGUUUCGGAGCUACUGGGUGAAUUGAACUUGGGAGAACUAAAGAGUGAUGUUCCAGUGCUUGCAGUUGCACUUGCUCUGGAAGCUAAAGCCAGUCAAAGAGAGCUUACCUCUAGACUUCUGACUGACCUUUGUGGUAAGGUCUUGAGUACUGAUGAUGUUGAAAAAUCUUUUGAUAGACUUCUCAGGGAACUUCCUGAUCUAGUUUUGGACACACCUGAUGCACCACAGCUUGUGGGACAGUUCAUUGCUCGGGCAGUUGGGGAUGGCAUUCUUUCUAGAGAGUAUAUAGAAAGCUACAAAGGAAAAGUGGAUUGUGAAAAUGCAAGAGUUGCUUUAAAUAGGGCAGCAGUGCUGUUAAAAAUGACAGAAAGAGGGUUACGCAUUGAGAAUGUAUGGGGUGCAGGAGGUGGACAACGGCCUGUCAAGCAGCUUGUGAAAGAGAUUGAGCUUUUACUUAAGGAGUACUUGCUCUCUGGAGAAGUAUCUGAAGCAGAAAGAUGCUUAAGAGAACUGGAAGUGCCACACUUUCAUCAUGAAUUUGUUUAUGAGGCAGUGCUUAUGGUUCUAGAGUCCACUGGAGAGACAACAUUUCAAAUGGUGCUAAAUUUGUUGAAGUAUCUGUGGGAGUCCUCUGUAAUUACCAUGGACCAAAUGAAAAGGGGUUUUGAAAGGAUAUUCUUGGAAAUUCCUGAAAUUAACAUUGAUGCACCUCAUGCUUACUCUGUGCUGGAGCAGUUUGUGGAAAAAAGUUACUGUGCUGGAAUAAUAGACAAAAAACUCAGAGACAUCUGUCCUUGUAGGGGACGCAAAAGAUUUGUAAGUGAAGGAGAUGGAGGACGUCUUAAACAUGAAAGCUACUGAGAAAGGAGCACUGUAGCAGCCCUGUUUGUGCCAGUUUUGAUCAGUUCAUCACUUUGUUAGAAGGAUUUUAGUACACACACAUUUUUUUUUUUUUUUUAAGAAUUUAGAAUGUAUACCUUCAGAACAGGAAUCUGAAAUGGCACUUUUCUCCUUUAUUAUCAGUGGCAGAUGAAGGAAAAAGACUAAAAGCACAGAGUCAUGUUUUUGAGUAAGUAAAAACAUUGAAAGUGCCACACCCUUUAUGAUGGUCAUUCCUAGUUUUGUAUUGCAGUCUCACUGCCAUGCCUUUCCUUAGAGCAGUGUUUGCAUAUAAAUCACUGUUAGUGUACAAAGAUUUAUAAUGGCGGGGAUUUAACACUUACUAUGUAAAGACAGUUCUUCUUUUCCCAUAUUGGCUGCUAAUGUUCAUAUCCAAUGCUUAUAAGCUAUUUGUUUAAUAAGAAUUUAAAUGCAUUUGAAAGUAGAAUAACAAACAAUAAAGCUCUUGAGAUAUGUAAUGGUUUGUUCUUCAGAAAUGAUGGCUCUCAAAAUGGUGUCUGGAACAUCUAUUUUUUGUAUGUAUACAUGGUGUAAAAUGAUUCAGAGCUAUUUUUCUGAAUUGUGGCACUGUCAAAGAAAUAAACAUUUGGCAAGUAA